CCCACACACACACACACCUAACACUGCUACACUACUGAACACUGCUCAGUCUGAGGUAGUGAAUCUGAUGGGAUGUGUGGUGUCGCUGAUCUUCAGUAAUCAGGACUUCAUUCAGCAGGUUGAAGAAGUGAGUAAGAAACAGAUGAAGUGGAGAGAACCUGCAGCACUGAAGAUCCUGAAGGUGGUGGAGUGUGUACAUGCUGUGACUCAGGUCCUGUACAGCCUGCAGGCUGCAGUGACGAUACAGGACAGCGUUUACGAGCUGCAGAAACUCCGCCUCCUGCAGGAGGAACCUGGUACUGACACUGACUGCAGGGUUGAGGGUGACGUACUGAGCAUGUGCAGUACAGACCUGGAGCGGAGAGAGAGGGAGGAGCUGGAGGCGGAGCUACAGCUGUGGGCGCAGCGAUCAGAGGUCCUGAAGGAGGAGGAGGCGGAGAUAGAGCGAGAGAGGAGGCGGGUCCAGCAGCAGGAAAGACAAAUCAGGAAAGAGAAGGAGAGAAUGAGAAGGAAGCUCCGCCUCUCCCAGCAAAAUUCCACCAAUCGCCAGCGCAGCCUGUCUUUCAUUGUGCCAACCGACAAAUGAGAGUGUUAACCACGCCCAUCAUUCCAACCCCGCCCCUUAUCCAUACUGUUACAUUUAAGCUAACCCCGCCCCUUAUCCAUACUGUUACCUUUAAUCUAACCCCGCCCCUUAUCCAUACUGUUACAUUUAA
Trichomycterus rosablanca is the source of this 716-nucleotide messenger RNA. Its product is annotated as rho guanine nucleotide exchange factor 28-like. The record is from RefSeq and is a predicted model, not a curated record. Bases 68 to 586 code for a protein of 172 amino acids. NCBI's taxonomy places the organism in Eukaryota, Metazoa, Chordata, Actinopteri, Siluriformes, Trichomycteridae. The transcript has 6 exons.